Lithohypha guttulata is the source of this 2466-nucleotide messenger RNA. RefSeq names its product Phosphatidylinositol 4-kinase LSB6 (gene lsb6). Lineage: Eukaryota; Fungi; Ascomycota; Eurotiomycetes; Chaetothyriales; Trichomeriaceae. Gene Ontology annotation, cellular component: fungal-type vacuole membrane; lysosomal membrane; plasma membrane. Gene Ontology annotation, molecular function: 1-phosphatidylinositol 4-kinase activity. The transcript has a single exon. Bases 1 to 2466 code for a protein of 821 amino acids. The record is from RefSeq and is a predicted model, not a curated record. Gene Ontology annotation, biological process: endosome organization; Golgi organization; phosphatidylinositol phosphate biosynthetic process.
AUGCCUCGAAAUAGACCUGCAACAUCUGGGUAUGCCAAAUUGGCACAGGCAGACGAAGAUGAAGGACGACUUUCUGCAGAGCACUCUGAGGAGGAAUAUGAUGUCUCAACCCCUCUAUCGACACGAUACGAAUCAAUAAUCCCACCGGGCCCUCGAGAUGGCAUGCGGUCGAUUGCGUCCAGAAGCCGUUCACGACCGAGGAGACGCAUGCGCAGCAAUUCUUCCGGCAUAGACAUCAAAGCUAUUAACGCGCGGCUGGAGCAAUGGGCAGAUGAGAUAGCUUCCAAAUUCAAGAUUAGCUCCGUCAAGGGAAAGUCGGACAAAGAGGAGCAGCUAGAGAUACACCAUUCGGUCUUUCAAGCACCUGAUGGAGUACGACCAUAUACCUCUAAGCAGCUUGCUGCCCUGCCACCUGCUGACGAAGGACCCGACCGAUGUAACAGACAACAUUUCGACGAAAUAGUGGAAAGUGUGAGAGUUGCAAUCGAGCUCGGCAUGCACCCAAAGAUGAUCACUCAAGGAAGUUCAGGGAGCUAUUUUGCCAGGAAUUCUGAAGGAAAGGUCGUUGGUGUGUUCAAGCCGAAAGACGAAGAACCAUAUGCUUCAAGAAACCCCAAAUGGACAAAAUGGAUACAUCGGAACCUGUUUCCUUGUUUCUUCGGCCGAGCCUGUCUCAUUCCCAAUUUGUCCUAUGUGUCUGAAGCAGCAGCCUAUGUGCUAGAUAUGCAACUACGUACAAACAUCGUGCCUCAUACUCAAGUCGUAUGGCUGUCUUCGAGGUCCUUUUAUUACGAUUUCUGGGAAAGAGGUGGCUUCUGGAGGAGGAACAAACCAUUACCAGCGAAGCCUGGCAGUUUUCAAGUAUUCUUAAAGGGUUACAAGGAUGCUACUAUGUUCUUGAAGGAACACCCUUGGCCAGAUCAGAACAACGCAGACUUCAGACCGGACAUCGUGGACAAAAAGAAACGACGACCUCUCUCGAAUUGCCUGCCUAACGCAGCACUUUCAGAAGACGAGGAGGAACCACAUCGAGUACCUUCUCCAGCUCCUCAAGAACACACUCCAAAAUUUGCCUGGACCCCCACAUUGAAGCAGGCCUUCAGAGAAGAGCUAGAGAAGCUUGUCAUACUAGACUAUAUAAUGCGCAAUACAGACAGAGGACUCGACAACUGGAUGAUCAAGAUCGACUGGCAGACGCAGGACGUGUCCAUCGUGGCAGAACCACCAAAGCCACAGGCAAGAGAUGAAUAUGGGGACUCUCUGAUGCCAGCUCCACGACCUGUAUCGGCUAGUCCAAGACCCGAGUCCAACACAUCCAGACCCUACCGCAGGUAUGAAGCUAUGGAGAGCAGAUCGUCUACGCCGUUGUCGAAUGCUGCUCCAACAAUCAGACUCGGUGCCAUCGACAACUCACUGUCAUGGCCAUGGAAACAUCCUGAUGCUUGGCGGAGCUUUCCCUUUGGCUGGCUUUUCCUUCCUGUUUCGCUUAUUGGUCAGCCAUUCUCACAAAAGACACGCGAUCAUUUUCUACCCUUGCUCACCUCAACAGCCUGGUGGAGUGAGACUCAGCUCGCAUUGCGAAAAGUCUUCUCACAAGAUGAUGACUUUAAGGAGUCUAUGUUUGCACGACAGAUAGCAGUAAUGAAAGGGCAAGCCUGGAACGUCGUUGAGACACUGAAGCAGACGGAUCAUGGUCCGCUUGAGCUUACUCGUCGCACUCGAGUAUGUGUCUGGGACGACAUGGUCGACAUUCCUGUUGCAGUUCCAAUGCGUAUGUCUUCAGAGUUCAUGCGUAUGCCAAACAAAAAGCAGGUCCAACGUGAUAGGCACAACCACGGUCAUGUAGAUGGCGAAGAAGAGAUGGACAUUGGCAUUUCCUCAGCCCCAUCAAGACCACAGCAUACAUCCACUCAAGCCUUUGACCUACUAGGAUCACCUACAACCGAGCUUCCGAAUCCGAACCGUUUCGAGCUGACCAGGGAGGGCAGCGAUGGAGAUAUUGAUGGACGACCCUCGAACGAAGACCUCGAUGAUGCAGGACCAGUAUCGCCUGUACUGAGUUCUCAUACCCUCGACUUUGCUGGUCGUGAUAGGGAAAGAACAGAGGCAACUCAGAAUCUGAGCAACAGUAUUACGCUGCCUUCCCGACCAGGAAAGCCGGCUAAAUCAGACCUCAACUUUAAACAGACACGGUUCAGCCUCGACUUUCCUCGCCAUAAAUUCUCACGAAGUACAUCCCACCAACAACCACAAUCGCCGUCGUCGACUCGGCGACACCGAAGUAAUUCCACUCGCACUGCGUCUGGUGGGCGACAUAAGGGCUAUGAUGAAUACGAUUACGAGGACGAUGCGGCUGGCGAUCUUGGAUACGCUGCUGCCAACGACAUGGAGGGACGAACCAGAAAGGUCAUUGUUGAACGAUUGGAAGCUGUCAAAAGCAGGAACCCGGUGUUCACCUGGUGCUAG